CCUUCCUACUCUUCCUCCCUCCCUCCCUCACUCACCAACUUCCACUCCAUCCCAUUAUCCAUUCUCCACUCCCCACUCUCCUUUGAACUUUGACAUAUCUAAACUUCCUUCCAUUCCUUCACCUCGGCCAUAUCUUAUCUUGUAGCAUGAUAAUUAUAUUUUAGAUACAGGAUAUAUAGAACUCUAUAUGGCCGACCACCGUCAUUCACACGGGCAACAUCCGGACCACGUGCGUGGCGGCGCCCGACCAUCUCCACUCCAAACACAUGAAGAUGUCUACGGCGCCGGUGCACCGCAGAUCGAACAACCCCCGCCUACCCCGACCGGCGGCCGCAUGGGGACCGACAGCCCGGCCGCCUGGAAGCACCCGAGCUACCGCGGCGUCCGGUCCCGGAGCGGCAAGUGGGUGUCGGAGAUCCGCGAGCCCCGCAAGGCCAACCGCAUCUGGCUCGGCACGUACCCGACCGCCGAGAUGGCGGCCGUCGCCUACGACGUUGCGGCGCACGCACUCCGCGGCGCCGACGCGGUCCUCAACUUCCCGGAUCGUGUCUCGUCCCACCCGGCUCCCGCGUCGACCUCGCCGUCGGACAUACGCGCUGCGGCCGCCGCGGCUGCCGCGGCGCUGCUGGAAAAGCCUGAGACGGAGAAGGAUGCGGCGGCGGCGCAGGUUCCGUCGAGACAAAGCGAGGCCAGUGGGUCUGGGCAGGGAAAGGAGGGUGAGUUUAUGGACGAGGAGGCGAUCUUUGGCAUGCCCAACUUGUUGGCCAGCAUGGCGGAGGGGAUGCUAAUGAGUCCUCCGAGGCUGAGCCCGACUGGUUCCGAUGACUCGCCGGAGGUUUCAGAGGGGGAAAGCUUAUGGAGCUAUCCAUAAACUUAGCAGCUGGCCCGAUUGUUAACGCUUUCUAUAGGAUUAUGAGAGGGGAGAGGAGGAAUCAUGCACGAGUGGGUAGAGGGACAGCUGCCUUUCCAUUAGUAGAACUUUGUGGAAUGCCUACUAUUGUUUUGAGUGUGUGAGAACUACUAGAAGUCUAAUAUGAGUACAUGAGGUCUUGUUUUCUGGUACUUGUAAAUAGUUUAUAUGAAACCAAGCUUUAAUUUUUCGUGUCGAA
This is a messenger RNA of Phoenix dactylifera (date palm), 1109 nucleotides long. Its product is annotated as ethylene-responsive transcription factor ERF027. Gene Ontology annotation, biological process: regulation of DNA-templated transcription. NCBI's taxonomy places the organism in Eukaryota, Viridiplantae, Streptophyta, Magnoliopsida, Arecales, Arecaceae. Gene Ontology annotation, molecular function: DNA binding; DNA-binding transcription factor activity. The record is from RefSeq and is a predicted model, not a curated record.